AUGUACGUCAAUGAGCUUGAAAUUAAUGAGAUGCUCUCGAAUUCGUCGUUUGCUGCAAACUUCGCAAAGCUUAUAGUUUCUGGAUACUGGAAUGGUAUUCCAAGCCAGCCGAUGCAUAUAUUUGAAGAUUUGGGAGAAGAAAUACCAUCUACUGAAUGGGAUAAAUUUAGGGUGCAUAAAGUAGUUAAGGAGAGACUCGCGGAAAUUCAUCUGUUGCGAAUUUCGCAUAAUGAUAUUAGGCUUGACAAUAUACAUGUUUCAAUAUCGGGAAGGGUCACUUUGAUAGAUUUUGGCUUAGCUUUUUACCCAUGUAGUGAAGAGCAGAAAAAAAGAGACUUUGAAGCCCUUGAUGAGCUUGUCCCAAUUACUGGUUAA
Debaryomyces tyrocola is the source of this 375-nucleotide messenger RNA. The record is from the annotation of a GenBank genome assembly. NCBI's taxonomy places the organism in Eukaryota, Fungi, Ascomycota, Pichiomycetes, Serinales, Debaryomycetaceae.